CCGGCUGUUCGUCACUUGCAGGUUGGUCCCAGGGCCUCUAAUAUGGGCCCCAUAUUAGAAGCAGUGGUUCCGAACAGCAAGGGUGUGGGGCAUGCCCAAGGGAAAUCAGUAGAGGGGGCCAAGAGCCCUCGCAGGCGGUCGGACGGCCGUGUUGACCCUGCAGGUUCCGCAGUGUCAGGAGGUGGGGGAGGUGGUGUGCUGGCUGGUCGACAGCCUGCACCGGCUGCUGGAGCUAGUGCUGUCGCCGUGCCGCAGGGUCCUGAACCUGUCGCUACCAAAGUAAUCGUCUACAUCGAUGGAUUUGACGACUAUGCAGGGAGGCCACUUGUCGAUGCUCUGCGCAGUGCGGGGUUCCUUGUCGUUGGCCCUCAAGAUCUGGGAGGUAGGCUUACGGAGAGCUCGAGGACAGUCUACGACCCACAGCCAUUGCUUCCUCCCCCACCGCCACCUCCGCCGGUCACAGAGCCAACUGAACAGGCCAAUGGUGGUCCCGGUCCUCAGCAAGUUGGCAAUUCCACGGAGCCGAACGACAUGAAAACCAGCGAAUCCGAUCCUGCAGUAAUUGCAAAGGACAGCAACCUACUGGAUGAUAAGGCAGAUAAGACAUCGGGUGGUGGCAUGGGAUCGGGACCGAGAGCGACUGGAGGGUCGUCGAACGCUGUUACUUCCGGAUCCACGAAAGCUCACCCGGGAGGAGAGGGCCCAUCUCAAACUCAGGUCCCAGGGAUCGCAGGGCUCAGAGUGGACUUCCAGUCGGCGUCUGGUUCAAGUUCGGCUCCAGGAAUUGAUACCAACCAUCCGCUUCCUGGCGUAUCCGAUUCCUCGCUUCAUCCUUCUGCCAUUCCAGGAUUAGUCGAUCCAAACCAUCCACCUGUCGGCGGCGAAUCGACGGCCACCACUGAUCUGGCAACUGGUAACCAGGGCCAGAGAUCCCCAAGCAUCAUAGAGCCAGAGUCUGCGCAAGCAACUGCAAAAGUGGCGAUCGAAUCCGCAGGGGAGGCGAGUGCGGAGCUUGCACAGAGAAUUUCUGGGGCAGCGGCUGCAGCCAGCCAUGACAGCAACUCUGAUACUCAUGCCCAUCCAUUCAUAUAUCCAUACAAUCGUUUCCGAGCAUUCACAUUUACGGAGAGAGUGAUACAACAACAGGCAUCACGCCAGCCGGAUAUUGCUACUCGGAUGAAACCAGAUUAAGUAUAGCCGGGGGCCCAAAAAAAACAAAAUUAUCUCCAAAAA
Molecule: messenger RNA, 1233 nt
Organism: Chara braunii
Lineage: Eukaryota; Viridiplantae; Streptophyta; Charophyceae; Charales; Characeae
Source: the annotation of a GenBank genome assembly